Molecule: messenger RNA, 1798 nt
Organism: Nelumbo nucifera (sacred lotus)
Lineage: Eukaryota; Viridiplantae; Streptophyta; Magnoliopsida; Proteales; Nelumbonaceae
Product: omega-6 fatty acid desaturase, chloroplastic-like
Biological process (GO): lipid metabolic process
Molecular function (GO): oxidoreductase activity
Source: RefSeq, a predicted model, not a curated record
AUAUAUAUAGCUAGAAAAGCAUAGAUAUGAGUCUGCGAGACCCUGUUUUUCUCGUCCACUUAUCUGCUUCUGUUCCUUAUUCUUCCUCACCAUUGAAGGGGCCUUGUGAAUUGGAAAUUCUGUGCUUCUACUCAUGGCGUGCAGACUUGCAGACUCGGGAUUCCAUUUCAUAGGCUCCCAGCAAAGGCGAGUUCGUAGUAAUAGGAUUGCCUCGCAAAGUUUUCCCGGUAUAUGCUAUGUGAAGUGGGGAAGCCUCCCCAAAGGGGGAUCCAAUUCUCAUAUUUUAUCUCAUAACAGAAGGACUGUAAUUGUACAGGCUGUGGCAGCUCCAGUUCAACCCCCUACAGUAGACGACAGUUCUGAGCAAAGAAAGCAGCUGGCUGAACACUAUGGAUUUAGCCAAAUUGGAGAAGCACUUCCGGAAAAUAUUACACUGAAGGAUAUUAUUGAUACCCUUCCGAAGAAGGUAUUUGAGAUUGAUGAUGUGAAGGCUUGGAAGUCGGUCUUAAUAUCUGUUACUUCUUAUGCGUUGGGACUUUUCAUGAUAUCCAAAGCUCCAUGGUAUCUACUCCCAUUGGCUUGGGCAUGGACUGGAACUUCUGUAACUGGGCUCUUUGUAAUAGGCCAUGAUUGUGCUCACAAAUCAUUUUCGAGGAACAAACUAGUGGAGGAUAUUGUUGGAACAUUGGCCUUUUUGCCUCUUAUAUAUCCAUAUGAGCCAUGGCGUUUUAAGCAUGACAGACAUCAUGCAAAAACAAACAUGUUGUCUGAAGAUACAGCCUGGCAUCCUAUUUGGAGGAAAAAGUUUGAUUCAUCUCCAGUUUUGCGCAAAGCAAUCAUAUUUGGUUACGGUCCAAUCAGGCCUUGGAUGUCUAUAGCUCACUGGUUGAUCUGGCACUUCGAUUUGAAAAAGUUCAGACCAAGUGAAGUUAAAAGGGUGAAGAUUAGCUUGGCUUGCGUCUUUGCAUUUCUAGCAAUUGGAUGGCCGUUAAUUAUCUAUAAAACAGGAGUGGUGGGAUGGAUCAAGUUUUGGUUGAUGCCAUGGUUGGGGUUUCACUUUUGGAUGAGUACUUUUACAAUGGUCCACCAUACAGCUCCACAUAUACCUUUCAAAUCUUCAGAUGAGUGGAAUGCAGCUCAAGCUCAGCUUAAUGGGACAGUUCAUUGCAACUAUCCUCACUGGAUCGAGAUCCUUUGCCAUGAUAUCAAUGUACACAUUCCUCAUCAUAUAUCUCCAAGGAUACCAAGCUACAAUUUGCGCGUGGCUCAUCAAUCUAUCCAGGAGAAUUGGGGCAAGUACUUGAAUGAAGCGACAUGGAAUUGGCGUUUAAUGAAGACAAUAAUGACAAUGUGCCAUGUUUACAGCAAGGAGGAAAACUAUGUUGCAUUUGAUGGCAUUGCUCCUCAAGAGUCCCAACCAAUUACAUUCCUUAGAAAAGUGAUGCCUGAUUAUGCCUAAACUUAUUUUAUGUUCAUGGGGUCUACUACUUUCAUUUUUUCCCCUUUUGAUAUUAUUUUUGGGGUCACAUUACAUGUAUUCUCUCUUAUAUGAAGCACAAAUGAUUCUUUUAUUUUGGCAAUAAAAAUAGUCAGGUAGGGCAAAGCGGUGAUCUUCAAAAUCCAUGCUUUGAUUGCUUUCCUCUAGUCGUUAAGACUUUAUCAGACUCCAAUCAUGUAAACAGGCCAACUGCCAACAACUAUUGGACCAUUUCUUUGUCCAACAACUAUUAGACUUGUUCUCUGUGAUGCAACAGAUUUGAUCAGGAAUACAAUUCCAGGUAGCAUUUGCUUUGUGCCA